CAAUAUAAAAGGAUAAGCAAUUCCUAAAAAGACCAGCCAAAGUUCUUCUUGGUAAUAAUUUCCACUUCUAUACAAAACAUAUAUAAAUUAAAAUGUGUCAUAUAUAAGCUCCCAAACGUUUUGGAGAGUGGAAUAUUGUGUGCAGCAAUAAUAUUAUUGAGCUUACAAAUGAAAUUGUGAGUUUCGACAAUACAUUACCAAAACAGUUUUAUCAUAGCUUUUUCCCAGCUAAACAGAACCUAGUUCCCUCUGUUUAUACAGGUAAAAUUAUAAAUAAGAGCCUCGAUCCUUUUCAGGGCGCCUGGGAUGACGCUUACGAGCGAUGCUGCUCAAUUGGGACUGAUUUAAUAUCAAUUCACAAUCCAAAUAAACAAAAUUGUUUGGAGCGGCCGUCCGGUUCGCUAAAUUUUUCAUAAAAUUAUCAAUUUAGUAUUAAUUUUUGUAAUUCGUCCUUUUCAAUUUAGUUUUUAUGCCUGGCAUAAGCAAAGACUAUAGGUUGAAGCUAGCUGGGCAAUUCUGGACAUCAGGAAGGGACACUGAAUCUUGUCGUGGAAAAUUAAGAUGGUGCACUCGGUAUCUAAACGAUUUUAUCAAGAAAGACAUAGUUUGGAAAGCAGGAGUGGAUCCGAAAUCAGCGAAUAACUCCUGCGUUUACAUUGAUUUUGGUGAUCCAUCGGAUCCUAAUGUUGGUUUACCGAGCUUAGGAUUGGCUGACUGUUCGGAAAAAAAGAAGAUAUUGUGCGAAGCAGUAUCAGGAGUGGGGUACAAAUCGAUGAUGCAUUCACACUUUUGCAGACUGAGUUUUAACGUUAAAGAAGAUGAAUCAAACCAAAUCUGGGAAACUGGAGAUUUUACGAAGACUAGCUUUCGAGCGAAACAAAUGAUACAAUGCCUAGCGGAACACAUUGGAAUAGUGUACAACUCGACGAAAAUUAAUGAUCACGUAUAUUUCAAUAUGAUGUCUAGGAUGUUUUUUCCCAUUGACGAAGAAGCAUUCAAUCAAUCAAGAACGGAAAAAAUGAAAAUUAUGGAAUCGCUUGGAAUUAAAUACAGCAUGAAGAAGAAUAUGGCUCUCGGUUUUAAUUUAAUGCAUGACCUGUUUGAUGACCACUUCUCUGCCCACUUUCAACUUGCCACUGAUAUGAUCAACAGUCUUUUCAACUGUAGGAGCAUUGAAAGUAUUUAUGGCUUUUAUUGUUUCAAUUCUGGAUGGAAUUUGUUUUUUUUUCGCUUAGAGAAAAACCAGGAUAUUUUCGCUUUUGAUUUUCUGCAGUGCCUCCUCAAGUCAAACGGGCUUGAUCGCUUUUGGAACUCUUAUAAUUUCCAGCUAGAGCCGUUGACAGCAAUUCCAGCGGAGAGAGAGUUAGUCUCAGACUGCCAGACAUUCAGAGGCUUUCUUCAGAGUAGGAAAUUCUGCAUACCUCCUAAUUUUGUGACCAACAUUGAAAGUACAUCUGGAAUUAUCUACGUUACACAAGGAACUAUCAAUAUCAAAAAAAUGGAAACGUCAUCAGUUAUGGCCUGCUUAGACAGAAGAGGAUCACUACCCUACGCCACAAGCAAGGAAGAGUUUGAACUUUUGUACUUGUAUUUUAGAGGUGUGGCGCCAAACUUAAUAAUCAUAUGGGACCAAGCGUACGCUUCAUGGGACGGCACUUACGUUUGGUGUCGCAGCGAUGUCAACCCUUUAGAUUUCUUUGAGAGAGUUGCAGUUCCAUCCGAGAUUACAGUGAACGGCACAACCCAACAGAGCCCAAUGAUGCUGAUAUCAUUGCCCGGCCCUGAACCGAAUUUGCAUGCAGCGCCCGUUACUGAGGAGCUGCUGUACGAAGUUGAUGUCUUCUGCCGGUUUCCUUCAUCAGUUGUGGCAGAAUGUAAAGCCAAAACUGAUGCACCUCAUUGGGAAUUUUAAUUGUCAUUUUGUCAAAAAUUUCAUUUUACCGUAAUUUUUUUUAUCAAUUGAACUAACGUGAUAAACAUAAACCUUAAAAUAACUGGAAGCCGCAAUUUUCUUCACUUUCGGGUUUGGUUACAUGGUAUUUACUAGACCAAAAAUCCGAGAAAUUCACCGUCAAAUAAUUAUCUCGGAUGAGGCUGGUAUCUCAUGGAUUGUGGCAUGCAGAUGCGACCCCCACGAGGUUUUUAGAGAGUGCGAGCGUUAUGCAACCAGCGCUGUACGUGUGUUUCAAAUGCUGCCUAGUUACAAAAAAGCAGUGGUUUUUGUUUCAUUAAAAAAGAUAUUAUUAAAAUGAUUAUACAAUAUAUACACCAGGGAGGGGCAAUGCAGGCAAUUUUCGAGAGGAGUGAUGGAAUUUUGAUAAAUUAAAUAAUCCGAAAUUCCCGGUAAAUUGAAUUACGUAAAUUACGUGUUUUUACGUUUAUAGGAAUAUCAAAAAAUAUUGUAAGGACUGUCAUUCAAUUCAAGCAGAUGAUAAUUUUUGGGUUAAAAAUGU
This is a messenger RNA of Cloeon dipterum, 2453 nucleotides long. RefSeq lists its product as uncharacterized. NCBI's taxonomy places the organism in Eukaryota, Metazoa, Arthropoda, Insecta, Ephemeroptera, Baetidae. Gene Ontology annotation, molecular function: odorant binding. The transcript is spliced from 10 exons. The record is from RefSeq and is a predicted model, not a curated record. The coding region runs from base 470 to 1912 and encodes 480 amino acids.